GAGGUUCCAAUCACCGACCAUUUUUAGUUUUCGAGAUCCCUUUUUUUUCGGUUUGGCCAUUUCACCUCAAAGUGCAAAAAGUUUCAUUCUUCAACAACAUUUGAAGAUUUCGACAGGAAAUCUUUCUAGCGCAAUAGCGCAAAUCUGUUUAUCUUCUCCCUCGGCGACUGCAUUGAACUGUUCGUCAAAAUUCUGUGCUCGCCAUGCAGUCGCAUUCUUCAAACGCUGCUCCUCUGAGAGCACUCACGCACCGACUCUCUUCCAUACCAACGAAGCAAUUGCCCCAGACCUUGCCUCGACUCAUACCCAUUCUGAUCAGUUGCAAGCCGAUAUUAUCUGCUCCGGCAAGCCAUUCGCAGGGCCGGGAUGCUUCUGAGGCCGCGGUUCUCACGCACAAGUUCAAGACGCAACUUACGACGCUCUUGUCCGGAAAAUCGCCCGAGGGGAGAUGGACGGCCGUAGUAUUGAUCAAAGGGACAGUGGAUAUUGGUGGCUGGGAGAUUCUACGUGCUUGUGAACCUUGGGUACGAGGUUUACUGGGAGUUUUGUCGAAACCCGACCCUCCUACGACCAAGCAGAUAUGCAUUGUGACCUUGACCAAGAUCUUCCUCCUAACACACGAGUACCCGACAUUGAUUCGAGAAAUCACGACGCCUUCGCUGCAGCCGUUUGUGACCUCGAGUCUCAACCUCAUCGCAAAAGUAGCCACGACAGGGGACAACAGCGCUCUGAUCGAUACCAUAUUGAACGCCUUUUGCAGGCUUCUGCCGCGUCAUCCGAACAGUUUCCGCUCCUUUGCAGCGCAAAUCCAGACUUCUCUUCUCCCUCUAAUUGCGCCGACCCCUUCAAGCCACACCGCAGAUGGCGGCAGAUCGGUCGCGCAGUCUACCUCUGAGGUUGCUCGGCGCGUAUUCGUCUCUCUUCAUCAUUGUGCGCCUAAGAAUACUUCUGGUCCAGAAUGGGGAAAUGCGCUCAGGGCCGUUCUAACUAACGUGCACUGCACUGCGGACCAAGUUUUCAGAUCGGUCAUUGAAGACUGGGAACCAGCAGGAGAACCGCUCAGUCGCGGAGCGAACCCCAAAACAUUGAGCGAAGUCGUUAGCGAUUUUGGAUCUGACCCUAUGAAUCUACCCAAAUGGGUAGGAAUAGAUGCCGGCGUGGAGAGACUUGCAGGCCUCUUGGGAACUGUGAAAGCGUUCCUACUCACUCCCACAUCCUCCGCAAUCAACCUCCCUAUCGGGUUAAUCAUGGACACCCUGGCUCGAAUCUUUGCCAUUGCUGCCCCCAGCAGUACAGGCAGCGAUCACUCUACCAUCCGAUUUAACCCACAAAUCGAGAGAAUCGAGCGUGACGGAUUACUCGCCGGCCUGCCUCAUGUCCACGUCUCAUGCAUGGAGAUUCUAAUGGCCAUGACUGAUCGACUCGAGAAAGCCUUUGGGCCAAUGGUACAAGGCUGCGUGGAACAAUUAUGCUGGAUUUACCAAGCCGAAAGAUGGAGCAGUGACAUUCGAACAUCAACGUACACUCUCCUCGCCAAGCUCCUCCAAACAGGCGGUCCUGCUUUCAAGAAGAGCACAGUAUCAUCACUCUCCAAGAUCAUUCUUGCCUGCUGCGACGACCUCCUUCCUCCCGCCGAACCCACCACUCCAGCUCAAGACACAUCUGGAUCUAAAAAGGGCAAAGGCAACGCCGCCAAGAACAUGACAAUUGUCAACGCAGAUAAAUUCCUGACGCCAGCUACGCACCAACAACAAGAAUACGCAUCCAAGACAUCCAUCGGCCUCGCUGGCUUGACUGCUGCCGCUUCACACCUACUCCCCAUCCUUCUCACCCAUCUACCCACCCACCUUGUUCCCUUCCCCGUGCGGACCAAGAUUGACCGUACCGCCAUUCUCCUCCGGCACGAAGAAGCCAUGUACGCGAGCGUUCUGAACCCGCCUCCCACGCGCAAGGGAGCCAAGACAGCUAGUAGCAUCUUGCCGCUCCUUGCCCGCGCGUAUCCGACAAACAUGGACGUCGAGGCACUCAUCCGGCCGCGCAUGCCUGUCAUUCGCACCUUACAAGGCGAACCGGGCGAGAGCGACGAAACCGGUGACGGUGCCGGGGCUGAAGCCGAUGGGGAUGAAGAAAUGGAAUCCGGCUCCGCGGGAGGCAAAUCCACCGACGCAAUCCAAAAGAUCAAUGCCCAAGCAACCAAUGCAUACCUCGCCGCCGCCAACAACGCCCAACAAGACGAGAGCACUAAAUCAAAUUACCGGCGAGAACCUACUCCUACGCCAUCAGAAACACGAGCCGAAGCCGUUGCCGCCGCCGCCAUCACCUCAGAGCGGUCUUCCGCCACGACGGAAACACCCGCAGCGAAAUCACCGGCCGCUUCUACCUCGUUGAAUAAUGUGCCUGGUCUAUAUCCUGACGCUGCAGAGGGUAAGUCCACCAAGCGACCUUUUGCGCCAGAAGUUUCGCCUGAACGUCCAGAAGCUUCCGUUGCUACUCCAAUUAGUAGUCGUAUCACUGGUGGUAGCGGCGAUACCAACAAGAAACCUCGUAUCGAAGUCGCUCCCGCUCCUGUCCUCGUCCGCGAUGCGUCUUCCGAGCAUGUUGCUACUGUUCCCGCAGGCGAAGUUCCUGGCGCGAAACAGGCCGCGACUACUGGUGACGAUGUCGACGACGACGACGAUGAUGAUUUCGAGAUACCCGAGCUUGUUAUGGAUGCAGAUACGGAUGAGGAUGAAUAAAUCAAAGGAUAUAUGUGUCUGAUCAUUUUAUAUGUAUAGUAUACAAUAUGCUAUAGUAAUGGAUAUACUAUCCUCAACCCCCACU
Messenger RNA from Xylona heveae TC161, 2820 nucleotides. RefSeq lists its product as hypothetical. Gene Ontology annotation, biological process: rRNA processing. The record is from RefSeq and is a predicted model, not a curated record. The transcript is spliced from 3 exons. NCBI's taxonomy places the organism in Eukaryota, Fungi, Ascomycota, Xylonomycetes, Xylonales, Xylonaceae. Gene Ontology annotation, cellular component: nucleus. The coding region runs from base 204 to 2735 and encodes 843 amino acids.